AUGGAUGAAAAUAGUAUCUCAACCACAAAAGGCUUUGAUGGCCAAAAUCAUUCUUCAGCCGACAAUGUGCCAGCCACUACCUCUUCAAGAGAUUCGAACCAAAACAAGUGCCCGGCACAAAGUGCUUUGAAAAGAUUGGAACGACAUGCAGCCGGCAUUUACGAGGAGGUGGACUCUGUUAGCCGAUCCAUCUCGCAGCAGGCUUACAGAAUAGAGCAGAUGGAACAACAGUUGGAGAACGCACAUCAGCGCAUCCAGAAGUUGGAGGUUGAACUUCAAACGCGGAUAUUUAGAUCUAUGCCUGAUUACCAAGUCAGUGAUGCGAGUAUUUCCGAGGAUUUCUUGGUAAUACGCGAUAGCCUCUGCGAGUGGAUGGAGGGAUUUCCUGAUAUAAGGUCUUUCACCGAAACUCUUGAUAAUGCCAUCCAUCGCCGAGGCAUUGAUAAGAACAUGUUUACCUUUCCGAGAGAGCUUCAGCUAGAAUUCGAUCAUGCACAAACUGAGAUAUUGACAAUGAUUAGCUUCGGUAUUAUUCGAGAACAUGUACUCGAAUCUCUAGUAUUCGCCGCACCGCCAGCGGAUCAAGAACUUCUGGAACGCCUCUAUAACAUGAUGUCGAUGCUGGAACCGAAAAAAGGCUCGAGAAACAGAUCUUACCACAAAUUGCAGCUCUUGCGCUGA
This is a messenger RNA of Aspergillus oryzae RIB40, 681 nucleotides long. RefSeq lists its product as uncharacterized. The coding region runs from base 1 to 681 and encodes 226 amino acids. The record is from RefSeq and is a predicted model, not a curated record. Lineage: Eukaryota; Fungi; Ascomycota; Eurotiomycetes; Eurotiales; Aspergillaceae. The transcript has 3 exons.